GUGUGCGGGUGCAAGAAGAAGGUGCAGUGAGACAUGCACGUUGUGGCAGCAGAAGCAUGCGAGGAGGCAUCAGCCGAGCAUCUGAAAUUGCCUCUGAUGGAGCAGGAGCUUCUCACGCGUCCUCGGGCCGGGGGAGGAUAGCCCAUGUUCAGCACUCUGGGUCUGCUGGCAUUGGCCGGUCAGUCGUUGUUUUGUCAGUGAGGAUACGCAGUGGUCUUUCGUUGAGUCUGCUCACUGUUUGGAGAUGCUGACGUCCUGUACACAUGAACCCUGGUAUUACACUUACCCCCUGAAGUCCGGUGUGGAGCCCAGUGCCUUAAUCCAGUUUGGCCUGGUGCAGCUGACCUGCCCCACGUGCAGUGUAGCUCUCUGAUGCCUCUUUCUUCUGGCAUCCUUCGCAUCCUUUCCUCUUUACCUUUGCUGUUUUUUCUGACAUCCAGGAAGGGUUCCUCUCUCGGGGUCUUCCAGGUCCUGGGUGGAUGCCCUGCUCACUUAAAUGGGGUGCUCCAGUGCUGUGGAAAAGCCAUCCAGAAGUGCCCCAUUCCUGUCAGAGUUGAUCUGAGGACAGAAUUUCUUUCCGUGUGGUUACUCUUGCCCAGGAUCUCAACUUCUCCCAUGGUCAAUAACUGAACCUUGACGUACGUGGGACGCAGCUUGUCAGUAGGAACCGUACAUCGACUGGUGUCACGGAAGUGUCGGGCUGUGGCAGGUACCGAUCCCUCUCCCGGCUGCCUUUGCCUCUUGCACCGAAACUGCUGAGAUGGAUUUCUGGUAAACAGCUCACGAGUUCUUCCGAUUGCAGCAAUUUGAUGCUCCUGGCUUAGAGAAAAGACCGAGAGUUUGGCUGCUCCUGUGUGCGCCUGUCGCAUGUUUAAAGCGCCGCUCUGGAAGUCAUUAAUUACAGCCCUGCUGAGAUGGGCUAAGCUGUCCUCUCUUCUGAUAGAGAUCUCCCGAGGGCUUCUUUAAUGGCGCUGUCAGAUGUUUCUGCAUUCCUGCGUGGAGCAAUUACUUCUCCCGUGUAAUUUGCCCACUGAUUGAGGAGGUCUUCCACAAGAUAGGAUACUCGUUCAGCUUCCACGACGCUUGGUGUUUUCUUCCUGCUGCACUUUGGCAGCUGGUGGCAGCCAGGCUCGUGGUGAUCUCAGGAGGGGACCCUUCUUCCAAAAGGCUUCCCUCCGACACCGUGGUCCCUUUAGCGGAGGUCUCUGCUGUUCCCGUGGGGGUCUGUGGCGGUUUAGGCCAGGUGGCAUGGAGUUCCACCACGCUGGUGCCAGGCACUUUGCGGUGUGGGUGCCUGGCAUGGAGCCGUGGGUGUUCAUGGACCAGACUGGUGGGAGGAGUAAGUGGCCACUGCUCAGGCACCGCUUCACCGCACUGAACUGCCCUGAAUCCUCCAGGUUCGCCUUCCCAGAGGUGGGCUGACGUUCCCAGUCGGAGAUGCAAACCUGAAAGGCAGCAGGCAUGUCUGGCCCUCGUAGGUGCUGCACCAGCAAGGGCGCAGGUUGUACUUCGUAGGGCACCCAUUGCUAGGCUGAUGGCUUUUCUAGCUCUUUGGGAGCUGUGGACAGCUGCUUGUCUGAUGGUGGUAUCUGCCCUCGGGCAGAGACGUGCCUUCCGUCAGGGUCCAGGUUUCAGAGGUGCCUUUGGUGGCCUCCGCAGGCUCCAACCGUGUGAUUUCCAGGAGGCUGCUGGUGGGGCCGAUUAUCUAGCUGGGCUUCGCAUCCAAUCUCGCAUGGAAUUUGCAGUCACUGCACAUUUGUACGGUAGGAACCUGGCUAAGGGGAUGGCUUUAAUUAGCUUGUGUCUCGGCUGGGACAUGGAGGCCUCCAGAGGUGAGGAAGUGCCAGGGGAAGUCAGCAGAGCCCCAGGACCAGAUACGGGAGGUUGUGUUUAAGGAAAAGACCUGCAUGGAGCAGCAGAUUUUCCCUCUAGAUCGGUGGUUAGCAAGGCGGAAACCAGCCACAGUGCUGGUCUGGCACCUCCCAAAGGCUUCGGAGCGAUGGCUCCUCCCUUGGCAGCUGCUUUCUCCCCCACCCCUUUGCCUUGGAUAUAAGGCCCCCGUGGAGCAGCCCUGGCACAACACAACCUGCUCCAGCGAGGCAGACAGCAGCUGCACCUCCAGUUCCAGCCCCCCUGCUCUUGAGGAGAGUGACCCAGGCGGCCAUCGGCAUGGACAGAUGCAGACUUCAGUGCUACGACUACCCCACCUGCCCGGAUACUGUGAAAGCUCCCAGAGAGGAGGUUGCCUACGUGACCUGUACCUACAGGGAAACAUGCAUCGACCAACCUGACUUCCUGGCCACCGUCGAUCUCAACCCCAGAUCUCCAUAUUACGGCCAGGUGAUCCACCGCCUGCCCAUGCCCAACCUCAAAGACGAGCUGCAUUCCUCGGGGUGGAGCGCUGGCUGCACCUGCUUUGACAAUACCACAGCGAAAAGGAACAAGCUGAUUCUUCCCUGUUUGAUUUCUUCCCGCAUAUACGUGGUGGAUGUGGGUUCACAGUGCCGGGCUCCCAAGCUGUGUAAGAUGAUUGAGCCGGUGGAUGUCUUCUGGAAGUGCAACAAGGGAUACCUCUGCGUAGUUCAUAGCCUGCCUAAUGGUGACGUGUUGAUCUCCAACAUGGGAGAUCCAGCUGGCAACGGGAAAGGGGGAUUUAUUGUGCUGGACGGAGAGACCUUUGAGCUGAAGGGGAACUGGGAAAACGAGUGUGAGGCCCCGCCGACUGGAUACGACUUCUGGUACCAGCCGCGCCACAACGUCCUGAUCAGCACUGCCGGAUUAGUCCCAAAGCGCGCGGGAUGUGGCUUUAAUCCCAACGACUUGAAGAAAGGGGUCUUUGGGCGCCGCCUGAACGUGUGGAACUUGUCCUGCCGCACCCUCACGCAGUGCUUUGACCUGGGGGAGGACUCUCUGCCCCUGAGCGUUAAAUUCCUCCACAACCCCGACGCUGCCGAGGGAUACGUCAGCUGCGCCCUGAGUGGCAUCGUCUACCGCUUCUACAAGUGCGAGAGAGACAACUGGUCAGUAGAAGAGGUGAUUCGGAUUCCGGCCAAGGACGUGACGGGAUGGAUUAUGCCCAAGAUGCCAGCCUUCACAGUCGACCUCAUCAUCUCCAUGGACGACAGGUACCUGUACCUCAGCAACUGGCUGCACGGAGACAUCCGCCAGUAUGAGCUCUCCAGAAGCUGCAAGCCCCGGCUGGUGGGACAGGUGUUUGUGGGAGGCAGUAUCCUGCGAGGCGGACCCGUGACCGUGUGUAGAGACGAAGAGCUGAAGUGCCAGCCGGAUCCCUUGGUGAUCAAGUGCAAGAGAGUGUACGGCGGCCCGAGUAAAAUGCAGCUCAGCCUGGACGGCAAGAGGCUGUACGUCACCAACUCCUUCUACAGCACAUGGGACAAGCAGUUCUACCCGAACGUGGUCAAGGAAGGCUCUGUCAUGCUGCAGAUUGAUGUGGACACGGAGAAGGGAGGCCUGACCGUGAACAAGAACUUCCUGGUGGAUUUUGGAAAGGAACCCAAUGGGCCUUGCCUUGCCCACGACAUCCGCUUCCCUUGUGGGGAUUCCACCUCCGACAUCUUGGCCUAGGCGCCAUGCGAACGACUCCCCGCUUCCCUCUCUUCUGUAUUGCGGCCGUUAGAAACGAGCGUAGGGUAAUUGGGUCUGGGGGUCCCCGCUCAUCGCUGGAGUCUAGAUUUCUGCUAACGUGAGCUACGGAAGCUCCGCCUUAUUGCGAGGGUUGGGUUCAGGCAGACCAGUGAGCAAAGUCACACGGCAAGUUUUCAUGUUGUUUUCAGUGCAAAGCAACCCCUGGGUCCGAUUCACAGAGCAGAGCCCGGGGCCGUUGCUCAGAUCUAGAGGUGUGCAGUGCACACAGUGCCUUUUGGCAGAAGAGAAGUGCCCAGUUCGUCUGAGUUACCGUUCUUCAGCCAGGUCGUUCCUGGAUAGUCUUCCCUGGCACGAGAGCGCUCUUGGCUCGUCUUCACGGGCUUGGGUCGGUCUGCGUCAUGGCUGAAGGAGAAUGAAGUGCUUUAUUUUGAAAAGAGGUGCCUGUUUCCUGACACUGGUUUGCUGUUGUAUUCUGCUUUAAACAAGAAUAAAACUGUUCUUUGCAUCA
Grus americana (Whooping crane) is the source of this 4114-nucleotide messenger RNA. Its product is annotated as methanethiol oxidase-like. Gene Ontology annotation, molecular function: selenium binding. The transcript has 13 exons. The coding region runs from base 2170 to 3585 and encodes 471 amino acids. Lineage: Eukaryota; Metazoa; Chordata; Aves; Gruiformes; Gruidae. The record is from RefSeq and is a predicted model, not a curated record.